AUGGAUACAACAACAACAUCCACACAUAACCUACCCAUUCACAAGCAUCCUCUUUUACCUUCAGCUCGGUUUUUUACUGCUGAAUGUGGUGGCUGCCAUUUAACAGAAACUUUGUACGGCGGCUACUUUUGCAAUGAGGCUUCAUGUAAUCGUUGGUUCCAUAAAGAGUGUGCGGAAGCCCCUCUAGAGAUCAAUCAUCAUCCUUCCCAUUCAAAGCAUCCUCUCCUGCUCACUAUUGACUCUCCAACCAAAGAUGAUACUCCAUGUGAUUCUUGUGGGCAAAAUAUUUUGUCCCCGUUUUAUACUUGUCCCAAAUGUGAGUUCAAAGUGGAUUUAAUUUGUGGGAUUAAACCAUCGCCAUCUGUUAUUGAACACCCGGUGAGUCAUGACCAUCCACUAGUUUUCUUUAAGAAACGAGAGGAGGAGAAAAAAGAAGUCCACCCUUGUGAAGUAUGCAAUGAAUCUAUCGGUGGACCUUUUUAUUCAUGUCUUGCAUGCAAUAAUGUAUACUUUCACUUGGAUUGUGUGCAUCUCUCAAAAGAGGUAAAUCAUCCUUGUCACUCAAGUCAUCCUCUUACAAUCAUCCCAGCUGAGUUGUUUUUUGAACGAAAUUGUACUCUAUGUUACACUAGAUCAAGAAGUUAUUAUCAUUGUUAUAGUUGCAAUCUUCCUGUGUGCCUUGGUUGUACCAAACGUCCACCACCUCUGGUUGUCGAUCAUACCAAGACUCACAAUCAUCCGCUUAGGCUCUUAUUAAGCGAAAUUGAGUUUACAUGCAAGCUUUGUGGAGUUAAAGAUUUCGUAACUGUGCUUUACGUAUGUAUUGAGUGUGGUUUCCUUGUCCAUAAAAACUGUGUUGGCUUACCCCAAGUCAUAAACAUCAAUCGUCAUGAUCAUCGUAUCUCUUUCACGUAUCGUCUUGGCAUCCAUGAGCUUACAGGAUGUGGAGUAUGUAGGGCAAAGGUAACACGGUACGACGGAGCAUAUUCUUGCUCGAUUUGCCCUAACUAUGCAGUUCACGUACGAUGCGCACUUGAUUCAACUGUAUGGAAUGGUUUGGAACUGGAAGGGGUACUUGAGACCAUCGAAGAUAUUUCUCCAUUUAAGGUGGUGGGUGAUAAUUUGAUACGUCAUUUCAUUCAUGGAAACCAUAAUUUACUGCUCUUGAAGGAUUACGUCAUGGUUCGUGAAUACUACGAGUGGUUACUAUGUGAUGCAUGUGUCUGUCCGAUUGGGUUCGGUCCAUUCUACAAAUGCCAGGAAUGUUCUUUCUUUCUACAUGAAAAAUGUGCUAAUCUUCCUAUGAAGAAAAUGCUUAUCUUUGACACUACAACAUACAAGUUGGAAUAUGUUGGAAGAUCUUUAUACUGUCUCUUGUGCGGUAUAUUAUCUAGUGGUUUUGUGUUCAAGUUGCAAGGUUUAAACAGGAAAUAUCAAUACGUGGAUGUACAUUGUGGUUCUAUUUCUGAGCCGUUCGACCACGAUGGGCAUAUGCAUCCCCUGUAUUUUGGUAAAAAAAUAAGGGAUUAUUGCUGCGGCUGUCAUAGAGUUUUAGAUGACAACAUGCUCACUUGUGGUAAUUGUAACUUUGACUUGUGUUUGUAUUGUGCUAAUUUGCCAGGGAAGAUAUGGCAUAUGCGCGAUGAGCACCCUCUCACUUUAUAUUAUGGCAUGGCCCAAGGAAGAAGUUUAUUUUUUAUGGAUAAAACUAUUGCCUAUGGAAAAAGUUGGUGCGAAGUUUGUGAGAUGGAGUUAAAUCUAACAAAAUGGUUCUUUGCAUGCUUUGAUUGUAGAGUCACUCUGCAUGUUCAAUGUGUAAUAGGAGAUUUCUCACAUCUCAAGCCAAAUUGUUGCAUUACCAUCAAGAGAAAAAAAUAUAAGGUGGUCCUUAACAACCAAAACACUCGGCCAUUUUGUAGACAAUGCAGGGAUCGAUGCAAGGUGCCACACAUCUUAAAAGAGGAUGAUGAAGAGAAGGAUGGAUACAUCUGCUCCAUUUCAUGUUUAUCGAGAUUCUCGGGUGCUAAAUUUCAUGGACUGGUAUAGAGAGUGAUCGGUGAUUGUUAUCAAAACAAAAGUUAUAUUUUUUUUUUCAACUUCUUUCUUUUACAAAAUAACUUAGUUUUCUCCCGAUCGUCUUUAUUGUAAAACUUGUAGUUGAAAAUAUAAUUAAGGAAUCUACUGAAA
Eruca vesicaria subsp. sativa (arugula) is the source of this 2187-nucleotide messenger RNA. NCBI's taxonomy places the organism in Eukaryota, Viridiplantae, Streptophyta, Magnoliopsida, Brassicales, Brassicaceae. The record is from the annotation of a GenBank genome assembly.